This is a messenger RNA of Rotaria sp. Silwood1, 882 nucleotides long. The record is from the annotation of a GenBank genome assembly. NCBI's taxonomy places the organism in Eukaryota, Metazoa, Rotifera, Eurotatoria, Philodinida, Philodinidae.
AUGAGACAACAACAUGAUUCUGAACUUGAAAUGGAAUUAAUUCCACGACAAACAUCGAUUGGUAUUGAUUCAUCAUCUAUAGUAUCAUCAACAUCAAUGCCUUCAUCAUCAACAAAAUCAUCAUUACAUUUUAUGAAGAGUUCUUUUACUGUUUGGUUCAUUCCAUUAAUAUUUGCAUUAGCAACUUUUUAUAUGUAUAUUUUAUCUACAAAUGCACCACCAUUAGAUAAAGAAAGUGAUAGAACUUCUUUUCAUUUUCCACGAAGUAUCGAAGCCUUGAAGAACUUAUCAACUACCUUACAACAUUAUCGUGACGAUCAUUUAGCGUAUCUUUUAUUACUGUAUGGUUCUGCUUAUUUAUACAAGCAAUCUUUUUCAUUACCAGGUUCAGCUAUUCUGAAUUUACUUGGUGGUGCCUUAUUCGGUAUAUGGAUAGGCUUUCCACUUUGUUGUUUAUUAACAGCAAUUGGUGCUUGUUUCUGUUACUUACUUGUUUCUAAUUUUGCUCGUAAUUUAGUUGUGCAAUGUUGCCAUAAAAAAAUACUUGUACUACAAAAAAAAGUUGAAGCUGGUCGUGAUAAUCUCUUUUUUGUUUUACUUUUUAUGCGCAUGGUACCAAUGAGUCCAAAUGCACUCAUAACAAUAACAUGUCCAUUAUUAAAUGUACCAAAAAAAAUAUUUUUCUUUUCGAUCCUCUUUGGCAUGGCACCAUAUACUUUUAUAAGUGUACAAACUGGUUCAUUCCUUUCACAAUUAAAUAGUUUUGAUGAUUUAUUUUCAUGUCGAACAUUGCUUACACUUGGUCUUAUAGCUACAGUAGCUGGCUGUACCGGUUUAAUUGUAGCACGUGUACGGCGAAAAUUUACACAAACGGUUUUGUGA